Molecule: messenger RNA, 3538 nt
Organism: Penaeus vannamei (Pacific white shrimp)
Lineage: Eukaryota; Metazoa; Arthropoda; Malacostraca; Decapoda; Penaeidae
Source: RefSeq, a predicted model, not a curated record
GUAGUAUAUUUUGUAAACAUAGGUCUUCGCAACACGUAUCUCGGCAAUCCCAAUUAUUUUCAUUUUUAAGCCUUUUUCCAACACGAUGUUGUGAUGGAUGAAGAACAUGUAGAAGAACAGGAAGGCAAUGCUAACAAUGGAGAACAGGUUGAACGUUUGCCAGCACUGAGGUCUUUAUAUAGCAGGGUCCAGAGUUUUGUUCGGUUUGUUAAUCGCACACAAAGGAGUGUAGAUGUUUUCUGGCUAAAUUAUCAAGGAGUUCGACAAAGGUAUAAGCGGCUUGAGCCAAGGGAGCAGUUGAAGAUCAGCACCUACGUCUCCCAUCCCUGGGUUUUCCAGGACUCGGAGACGACAGCCAAGUUGGUGGUCAACUCAGAAGACGUCUUUUUCCCCAAGCCGUGGUACGAGGGGGCCUUGCAGGAGGGACAAGGCAUUCAGGGUCCGGUGUCUCCACGUCACAUCACUGUUUACAUUAGUAUUCCUCUCUAUACUCUAAAGGAGAGAGCAACGCAGGUGAUUUGGUCACACCUACGAGACCCGAAAGACGCCUACAAGUUAGACAUCCCUGCAAUACUCAUGAGUGGCAUUGCUGAGUGGGCUGCCUGAGGGGAUCUGAUUGUUCUGAGCUGUUGUGCUUUGGUUGCGCAAAAAGCUAUUCAAGAAGUUGUGGAAGGCCGUUGAAAGUAGAGAAGAUAUCAUACAAGAACCAAAAUGGCUGGAACAGAGAGGCUGGAGAAUGUCAACCCCCACAUCUUUGCCAAGGCCGGGGAGAGGCUAGCAAGCCCAACUGACUGGGAUGAUAGCGUAUACGAUCCAUUUGAUUCCCGUGAGAUCUUUGACUUGAUCAGGAAUAUUCGUGACCCGGAGCAUCCCUUGACCCUGGAGGAACUCAAUGUGGUAGAGGAGAAUCAAUGUGAAGUGAGUGAUGCAGAGAACUUCGUCAUGGUACACUUCACACCCACAAUCCCUCACUGCAGUAUGGCUUCUCUUAUUGGCCUUAGCAUAAGGCUCAAACUGCUUCAUGCAUUGCCUGCAAGAUUUAAAGUAGACGUCCGCAUUUCACCGGGCACCCACGCAUCAGAACACGCCAUCAACAAGCAACUCAAUGACAAGGAGCGUGUGGCUGCAGCUUUGGAAAACUCCCACCUCCUAGAAGUCAUCAACAAAUGUUUGAAUCCACGUUGACAUGUGCACCAUUGAUUGUUACUCUGAGAGGGAAAAUUGAGGAAAGGCGUUAAUUUGAGGUGAUGACUCGGGAAGCCUGGAAUACUCUUUUUUUCUUGUAUUUUAAUAUGCUUUGUGUUACAUUGUGUAUGAAGUAUUUUAAUAUUAAGAAGAGAUUGGAGCGAAGACAGGAGUUUGAGUUGGUUUCUGUAAAAGGAAAUUUGCUUUUCUUUGUUUUCUGCUUCCUCUUUCACCAUCUUUUCUUCCUUCCCUUCCCUUUUACCAUUUUUUUGUUCUCCUGCAAUCUUUUUUUAAAGUUUUCACUUUAAAAGGUAAUUAUGAUUUACAUGUUGUGGCAAUGAUUUUCAUUGUGUGUGUGUAAUCAAGUUUAGUAUUUGUUUUAACUGUUUGUAUUACAUAUGUUUUGGUAUUUUUGUUCAACUUUGAAGGAAAACAGGAAAGUAAAUUAUUAACCAUUUGUAGUUUUAUGAUUAUUUCAAGCUAGAAAAAGAUUCUGUAAUUGAUCUGAAUCAGGGGCAGGUCCAGAGAAUUUUCUGGUGGGGUAACAAUAAAUCUGGGGGGGUUGCCCAAAAGAAACAAAAAUUAAGACUGCCUUCUACAAUAUUUAUAUUGUACAGUCACACAUUGUUUAUAUUUUCAUCUUGCUGUGUGAGUAGGAAGACCCACCUCUGAUCUGAAUUCAUUCCAUAUGAAUUAAGAAGUUAAUGUUACAUUCACUACCAAGGGUUGACAAAAAAUGGAAAAUGUCAAAGACAUGCUGAAACCAACUAUUUUAUUUUGUUUUUGGUGUAUUUUAGUCAACUGAUAAUGCACAUAGGACCAGCAAAUAGCAAUACAAGCUCUUCCAAUUUUGUGCUCUAUUUACAUUUUUGUAAUCCCUAGAACCCUCUGUAUACCUUUAUCUUUUCUUUAGGUAUUCAGUGAAAUGCAAAAAAUUCCCAGAACUGCCAUCAGUAGAAAGAUAGAAAGAAAGAAAGAAAAAAGAUUUUUUGAAAGAGAAAUGUUUUUGUAUCUUAUUUCUCAAAGUGAAGUAUUAAGUAUUCUGCAAUAACAUGCUGGAGAAUUGCAUGAACUAUACAUAACUAUGCAUACUGUAUUAGAUAUAUUAUACAGUCUGUACUAUGUGAGUAUUGUAGAUUGAAAUCUAGCUUAAGCUAUUAAAUUUUUAUUUCAUAGAUUUGAGAGAUUUUGAUAUACUUGUCCAUCAUGACAGUAAUGCAAUAUAAAUACAUUAUGUAAAAUUCACCUUUAAAACUAUACAAACUAUACCAAUAUAAAGAAAGAAAAAAGAGAGAGAGGGACAUAUCCUACUAUAUCUUUACUUAAAAAGAAGCAUUUAACCAAAUAAUGAUUUGUAAUAUAAUUUAAGUUAACUUUGUUUCAUUUAAAAUAUAAGUUGGAGUUGCAAUAACUCAAAACCAGACAAGUUUUUAACAGUACUCUCUCAACUGAACACAUUUUCUAUACAUUAUACACUAAGUAUAUACUAAUAGGUAAUGCGGUACAUACAAUACAAUCAUAACACUGCUUUCUAUGGUACACUGAUAUACAUAUAUAAUAAAUACACUUUACUCUUUACACCCAUUUUCUAUAUAGUACAAGUAUACUAUAUGAAUACUAUUCACACUGUACACUGUAAUAAAUCACUCAUAUAUUUGUACUUUACUAAUGGCUUGUGAAUUAUGCUAUACUUUUGCUAUACUACUGCUGUACUUUCUUUACAAAACAAAUACCAGAAUUACACAUACUAUGCAUAGUUUUGCAUGAACUAAAGUGAAAAUAUUAUUAAUUCAGUGUAAAAGCUUCAUUAAGGAAAAAGUAUGUAUUACUACACUUCUCCCUGUGAGUGUUGUUGUAGAGGCUGUUAUUUAUGGCAGAUUUGUGAAUUUCUUUUUAGACAUGUUUUGAUGCUGGCUGUAUUAGUUGGCAGUUUUCAUGUUUGUUAUUAGUGAGAAAAGAUUUGAGCUCACAUAUUGAAGAAACUUUUUUAAAAAUUGGAAUAACGGAAAAACACGCUUACACAUACACACAUACGUGUAUAUAUUUACAUACUUUCGUAUCUAUAAAUACAUUACCAUUUCUAGAAAAGACAAUGAAAUUUAUCCUCACAUGGUUCUUUUGUGUACCAUGAAGAUAUAUGCCAUAAUAGUGUUAAUUAUCACUUAAUAGUGAGAUAUAGAAAAAAAUAUGUAGUGUAAGAUUUAUAUAUAUCCAUAGACUAUAUAAAGACUAUUUUUGGAGCAUGGAAGGAUGCCUUUUUCAAUAUGCCUGUCAAAAAAAAAAUUCAUUUUUAUAUAAUUAAAAAAUAUUUCUAAAUUGUGAUCUCCCAUGUUCCAUUAAAUUAUUUUUCUCA